AUGUAUGGGACUGCUCUUUUGGCGGAGUAUGCAUAUGUGCUGGCUCCAGGAGGCACACUGUACAGCAUCACGGACGUGGAGGAGCUGGGUGUGUGGAUGGACGACCACCUCGCUGCACACCCGCUCUUCCGCAAGCUCACUGCCGCCCAGAUGGAGGCGGACCCGGUCAUUCCGCUGCUCUCCACAUCGUCAGAAGAGGGCCUCAAGGUCAGCUGUGUGCCAGUUGGCCUCACAUCAUGCAGAGGUCAGGAUAGAGCAGUCGAUGCAUUGACUGCAACGAAUGCAGUCAAUACAUGCCUCCUUUCCUUCGUGCGGUCAUGUCUGCAAUUUGCUAUGCAUCAUGCUAAAACGACGUAG
Molecule: messenger RNA, 357 nt
Organism: Closterium sp. Yama58-4
Lineage: Eukaryota; Viridiplantae; Streptophyta; Zygnematophyceae; Desmidiales; Closteriaceae
Source: the annotation of a GenBank genome assembly